GGAAAUGUUUGCGCUCUUGAAACCAUUGGCUGAACGUAUAUUUUGUUACUUCUAUGACGCAUUUUGCGAGCAUGUCCUUAUUUUUUACCUUGAUGAUGUAAGAUAACGAGCCUUUAUUGAUACAUACUCCACUUUAGUUUACUAAACUUGGGUUUUGUUUCUACCCUAUCUGUAGUUUUAGGAAAUUACUUCUUAAAAUAUUUGAAGGACACAUUUUCUUCUAGCCAAGGAGUCAGACCUGGAGAUUUACAAGAACUUCCGCGUACAAUAUCGAGAUUUUGCCCACAAAUAUGGCAACAAAGUUAAGUAUAGACCACGAGGCAAUACCAAUUACGGCUUUAAACUGCAGCUUCCGAAAGAAACUUGGAUUGUAUCUGAACCCAACAAACACGGUGGCGUCAGACUGGAGGACAAUCGCCGAAAUGAUGGACUUUACAUACCUGGAGAUAAAGAACUUCGAGAAAAGAGAUUAUCCUCUCGAAAAGGUUUUAACGGAAUGGGAAACUCGUCCGCAUGCCACAGUAGCAAAUUUACUGUCAAUUUUGGAAAAAGCGGAAAGAACAGAUGUUACUACCGACUUAAAAGACAUCAUAGAUGAAGACUGCAAGAAGUAUUUAGAAAGACUACAAAGAAAACCUUUGCAGGUCCCAGUGGUGGAUAGUUGCGGGCCCCGCACCCAGGAACGAGACGGCAUUACACUGUAUGAUGAUCCUCAAGGUGUAUCACCUGAGACCUUUGAUGCUUUUAUCUGCUAUUGUCAGAGUGACUUCCAGUUUGUUCAUGAGAUGAUCAAACAGUUAGAACAGACCGAGUGCAACCUGAAGUUGUGUGUGUCUGACAGAGACGUCCUUCCUGGUACAUGUGUGUGGACCAUCACGAGUGAACUCAUAGAAAAAAGAUGUAAAAGAAUGGUGGUUGUUAUUUCUGAUGACUAUCUGGACAGCGAUGCGUGUGACUUUCAGACAAAGUUUGCACUAAGCCUUUGUCCAGGGGCCCGCUCCAAACGUCUGAUCCCCGUUGUCUACAAAGCGAUGAAGAGGCCUUUCCCAAGCAUUCUGCGUUUUCUGACAAUUUGUGAUUACACCAGACCUUGCACACAGAUCUGGUUCUGGACACGACUGGCCAAGGCGCUCUCCCUCCCCUAAACAUUUCUACAGAAAACAUUAUGCCUUUGCUCUGUAGUCAUCACUCAGUAAAGCACAAUGCUCUCAAUGAAAGAAGAAGGGAAAAUACCACAUUGUGAUUGUUUCACAUUAGAGAGUUUCUUAAGCUAAAUAGUGGGUCCACUUUUUGAACGUUUCUAUAAAGGUACUUUUUAUGGUAUUUUACAAAAGGUGUUUUACCCUAUUCAAAAGGUCUCUCAAUCUCUCUCCCAGAGCAGAGCACCAAGAAUGGGAGUAGGUGGAGACAUGCUUACUCAUUCAGUUUUAUUCAGUUGUCCUUGUACAGUAUUUGAUAUUUUCAAGCUCUAAUAACAGUAUUUUGUUGCAAUGUGCAAACGUGCAUUGUCUUUUGUUAAAAAAUGUGCAUGCCAAAUGUUUUUUUCUUGAGUAUUUUACAUGUGUAAACUGAAUGUAUAUAAGCAGCAUGUUCUCUCUAAAACGCAAAAUGCUGUUUUCUGCAAUGUUGUGUUCAAUCUGUCUUUCACACUGGGAAUCUUUUGUGUUAUAAAAUAUUGCUAUACUACAGUAUAUAUAUUAUUACCAAAUAUAUUUAAUUUAGGAUAACUGAAUGAAUUAUAUUGGUUACAUCAUCAUGGUUUGUUAUCCAUGUAUUAACUUCUAAAACAUGGUUCUAAAUUUUAACAUUUCUAAUAUCUGAUUUCCCCCACAAUUUCUUCGGCACCAAGUAGAUUUCCUGUAACGUAAUGUACGAAUGUUUGAUAAAUUGUCCAACUUUUUUUGUAUUUAAUCCAUUUUAAAGAAUUUAUCCACUGGCUUUGUCGUUAAUGUGUAUCUGUCGAAGCAAUGAAGUUGGUAAAAGCAAUAAAGAGAAAAACAUUUUUUUCA
Molecule: messenger RNA, 2009 nt
Organism: Triplophysa dalaica
Lineage: Eukaryota; Metazoa; Chordata; Actinopteri; Cypriniformes; Nemacheilidae
Gene: myd88
Product: MYD88 innate immune signal transduction adaptor
Exons: 5
Coding region: 291-1145 (284 amino acids)
Biological process (GO): innate immune response; MyD88-dependent toll-like receptor signaling pathway; defense response to Gram-positive bacterium
Cellular component (GO): plasma membrane
Molecular function (GO): TIR domain binding; Toll-like receptor binding
Source: RefSeq, a predicted model, not a curated record